UGGUGCAGUGCCUUGUAUUUGGAUGAGGUGAAAUUGAACUCUGUUGUGGAUAUACACUCAACUGAAAAACAUGUAUUCUGUUCAUGCUUUCUGAUAUAAUCAAUGGAAUUAACUAAUAUGGAUCACAUAUCAGCGACUGCACGAGUUUUAUAAUAGCGUCUCUUUGUAUUAUUAUUAUUAUUAGUAUUAUUAUUCAGCUCUGACAGACAUCUCAUCAAUCUCAGCAUCAUGAGAAACUUUGCUCAUCCCGCCGCUUUGGCUUAUUGCAUGACGACGCUCGGUGCAGGCAUGAUGAACAGCAUUUUCAGUUUCUACUAUGUGAAGCUGUUCUUGAAUAAGUACAGGAUAUCAGAGGCGGCUUUCCACCUGUCACAGGUGGUCUAUAUGAUCUGGAAUGCUCUGAAUGAUCCUCUGUUUGGAUAUUUGCAAGACAACUCUCGGAUGGAGUGCUGCUCCCGGCGCAGGCUCUCUAUCUUAUACGGAGCCCCUCUGUACUGCCUGUCCUUCCUGCUUGCCUGGUUCCCCUGGAGGACGUACGAGACCGAAGACUGGCUGAGCGGCGUCCACCUCAUGGUGACCCUCUGUGCUUUCGACGGCAUGCUCACAUUCGUGCUGCUGGCCCAGUGCGCUCUGUUCGCAGAGAUCUCUGGAAACCACCACAACCGGCUAAGGCUCAUCAAGUACAGCCAGUUGGCGUCUCUGGUGGGAUCCUCCAGUGUGCUGUUCUGCGGCCUCCUCUCAAAAAACAUGGAGGAUUUCGCAUCCUUCCAGGCCUUCAGCGUGCUGGUGGCUGUAGUGGCAUGCGUCUGCAUGCUGUACACGGGCCUCCACAGUGAGAGCCGUUUCGACAGCAAGAGCUCGGCCGAUGACGCGCAGAGUCCGCCACUCUCACUGGCAUCUGUGCUGUCCAUGACCUGGCAGAUCCUGACCAACAGAGACUUCCAGGUCUUUGUCUUCAUGAACUUCUUCCAGGUCUUCAUGGUGGCGUUCUGCAACAACUUCACCAUGAUCUUUGCAGAGCAACUCAUUCCUCAGGACGUCCUGCCGUCACUUGCCAAGAGCAUCAUGUAUGGAGCCGGAUUCAUCUGUCCGCAGAUAUUGGUGUUGUGCAGUCAGGAUCUCCUGCGUAAGUUCGGCUACUUCAGACUGAUCCUGAUCUCCUUCUGUGUGGAGGCCGGAGCCGCGCUCAUCAUGCUACUGCUCGGCCCACACAACUACUACUUCCUCGCAUUGUUCCUCACUUCCAACAUGGUGCUGGUUCAGGCCGCCUUCAGUCUCUUCAAUUUGCCUCUGGCAGACAUCAUUGACUCCGACCUACAGAAAUACAAACGCAGCUCUCCUCUCUCCUCAAUGGUUUUCGGGACCAAUGCUCUCUUCACGAAGCCGGCUCAAUCUCUGGCUCCAAUGCUGGUGGUGUCCGUCCUCAACCAGUACGGAUAUGCAGAGAUAAAGGAUGCGGGGAAGAAUGUAGAUUCAGCUGCUCUGCGCAGCUGUAUGUUUCUGCUUGUGUGUGUGGUGCCGCUGUGUGUGGCGCUGCUGCAGGUGUUGGUCUGGAGGCUCUUCUCUAUACGAGACAGUCACACACUGGACGCCAAGUACACCGAUGGAUGAUUGCAGAUGUUUAUUUCGUGUGUGUGUGUGUGUGUGUGCUUCUGUAAAGGUACAUUUUGAUUGUCAGAAUGUACUGCAGUGAGAGGGUGUUUCUAGAUAAAAAAUGAUUCAGGGAUUUCUCAUU
Molecule: messenger RNA, 1735 nt
Organism: Danio rerio (zebrafish)
Lineage: Eukaryota; Metazoa; Chordata; Actinopteri; Cypriniformes; Danionidae
Gene: mfsd13al
Product: major facilitator superfamily domain containing 13a-like
Cellular component (GO): membrane
Source: RefSeq, marked provisional